CUCCUGAGCCCUUUUCAUUCUGGGUUCUGUCCUGUAAUGGGGAGGAGGCUACAAGUGGGCAUGGAAUAUGCUGAGCGGGUUGCAGAGGUGCAUCUGGAUGGAAGAAGAUACCAGACUUGGGACCGAGAAUGAAUGCCAUCCCAGCCAGGGCGGCCUGGCUCAGCUUCCUCUGCCCUCGGGGCCACUGAACGGGGGAAAAAGAAAAACUAAAGACUAGAAGAUAAGAAGGACAGAGUAGCAGAAGCCAAAGGGAAAUUAGAAUUGGAGAAACCACCUGACAAGCCUGAGGACAGUGGUCAGUGAGGGAGACAGGUCCCAAGCCUGAGGUAAUGACUGCCAGGCUACACUUGAGGGCCGCCUUACCUCACCCCAUCACCAACUGUCUUCGUCAUAAUGGGGCUCUUUGCUGACACAACAGGGGUAACCUAGGGAGGGUGCAGCAGUGGCUCAGACACUUGGAGAGCCUGCUCUUUCAAGCAUGAGCUGUACCACCUGGCUCCCCAACUCCCAGUGUGCUCUUACCUCUGCCUGCCUGGUGUAGGGUCCUGGAGACCUUCUUGGAGUUCAUCCAGCAGCCAUCAUGCAAGGUGGUGCUAGGGGCCAUCAUCUUGCUAGGAGGAGGAGGCCUCAUGCUGUGGGCUCAGAGGAAGAGAAGUAAGAUAACCCCUGAGUCUGCGCAAGAUGAGUCUCCGGAAUCCCACAAAACAAAGGAAAGCUGGAUCAAAUCUCACUUCAGCUGCCUGUCUGAGGAGAAACUGGCCCCUGACAACCAUGCCUGUACCAGCAGGAGUGCUGUCCAGCCUGAGAGUGGGAGUGGGAAGGCCAGCACCACGAUCCGCAUGGAGACCGUCACCUCCAGGCCUGGGGAAAGGGGCUCAGCUCUGCACCGGGAAUCUGUCACCAGCAAGCAGAAGAUGUCUGGAUCCACUGUGACCCAGAAGACCCACAGGGAGUCGGGAAAGCCCUCUUCCAUGGAUGAGGCCACAUGGGCUGCUGUGGCUGCUUGUGUCGAGGAGAUUGACACCAAGGGGCAGCAUGUGGCUGACUCCAUGCUGCAGCGAGCCAAGGCUUACAAACACUCAGGUCACUUGGAGUCCAGGGAUAUCAACCCAGAGGAGCUGAAGGCCCUCGAAGAGGUGGAGAUGAAGCUGAAAAGGAGUUUCCUCACCCAGCGGGAAACCGCUGUGGCUGGUGCCAACCACACACGUACUUUCUAUGGCCAUCAGAGCCAUCAGAGCCAUCAGGGUCACCCGGGCCACCCGAGCCGCAGCCUGCCCAGCCGCAGCCACCAAGAUGUAUAAUUCCUGAAGCUGCCUGAGCACACGCCCCUUCCCCCAGCAGGGCUGGCCACACAAACAGGCCUGUUUUCUCUUCUACAGGGAAACUUCUUGGCCCAGGGCGAGAUGCUGUCACCAAAAUCCUUUCUUCCUUGGCCCUUUCCCCAGGGGUCAUGAGUGGACUCUUCCUUAGAAGAUGGACCCUGGUGGAGGAAGAGCUGUGACAGACCCUGAGGUCCCUGAAGACAUUUGGAGAGGAGACAGAUGAGGCAGACCACGGGAGCAACCAAGAGCCCCAGACGGAUGCCACACGCCUGGAAUGGAGCCAAUAAAGCCUUGUAUCCCCUCACUCCUGUGUCAAGGGACUCUGUGGCCAUCCAGGCUGGGAGAGGUGAAGGGGAAGGGUUCCUUCUCCAACAGUAGCUGAAUCCGGGCCUUGUCUUGAUCCUUUGCAUUGGGCUUGCUUUUAAGACUCCAGGAAGCGGCUCCCCUGACCCAUCCAUCCCCCUCCUACCCCACACUCUUCCAGUCUCAGGUGCUCAGGAGGAGAUACCUCUAGGGCUCCCCAACCCACUAAUCUGCUAUUGCCAGAGAAGGAGGAACCAGGCAGGAAUGGUGGGGGGUAAGGAAUAGGCUGCGACCCUGUCCUCUUGGUGCCGUCUCAAAUCCAUGGUGUCCCACGCUGUAUCUCCCUCCCUGCCCCAUCUGCUUCCAGGUACCCAAGGGGUCAGGUUAGAACCUCCCUACUGUCUGCAUCCGCAGCUCUUAAACUUGUCUAUGUCACUACUGCUGGGCCCCUGACUGCGGCUACCGUUGCUGCUACCAGUGUUACUAGUAUUACUGGCAGCUUCCUCU
This is a messenger RNA of Fukomys damarensis (Damara mole-rat), 2132 nucleotides long. It is a transcript of the gene CUNH10orf62, whose product is annotated as chromosome unknown C10orf62 homolog. NCBI's taxonomy places the organism in Eukaryota, Metazoa, Chordata, Mammalia, Rodentia, Bathyergidae. Bases 630 to 1301 code for a protein of 223 amino acids. The transcript has a single exon. The record is from RefSeq and is a predicted model, not a curated record.